GACUCCGGUCCUCCAGAUUUGGCGGCACGAACGGAUUCAAAUGGUUCAAUGAUGUCUGGUGCUAUGACCCCAUGACCAAUCUCUGGUCUCAGUUGGACUGCAUAGGCUACAUCCCAUCCCCGCGGGAAGGCCACGCCGCGGCCCUUGUUGACGACGUCAUGUACAUAUUCGGAGGCCGCAACGAGGAAGGCGCGGAUCUUGGCGACUUGGCGGCAUUCAGGAUCACCUCGCACCGAUGGUACACAUUCCAAAAUAUGGGCCCCUCGCCCUCGCCACGAUCCGGCCACAGCAUGACUACGGUUGGGAAGACCAUCGUGGUCGUCGGUGGGGAACCGAGCUCCGCCGCUACCGCUGUCAACGACUUGGCGCUCGUCUACUGCCUGGAUACGACCAAGAUCCGAUACCCGAACGACUCAGGGGCCAACGCGCCGAGAGUGAGACGGCCUAGCGACGUCACGGCCCAGAAUGUCGGCCGGAGCACCCCUUCGCGCGAUGGCUCCAACGGACCGCCGGAUGCUCGGAGGCAGACCGGAGCUGCUGGCGCUGCCAACGGAUACAAGUCCCCAACCAACGAGCCGAACCCGGCCACUGUUCAACAACCCAACGGUCCCUCCAGACUCCCGAGGUCUGCAGGGCCACCGCCACAAGGGCAACCCCCCAAACCAGGGCUUGGGGCUCCCCCGCCCCGCCCAAGAGCCGGCUCGUUGGAACGCCCAGAUCAACCCACCACGUCCCCUCUGGCAUCGCCCGUUCCCCAACAAGUUGCGGCUCUCAAGGAAAGCGAGGGUGCCGCCGUCAACGGGAGACGCACACCCACGCAGAAUCCUCCACGGUCUUCCUCCAGACAAGCCGACUUCCAAGCUGCCGAUGCGCCCAGGCAAAAACCGUCCAAGCACGGUCGGAGUCAGGGGUCUGUUGACAGCUCAACCGAGCCAGCUCUCAAGCAGGUAACAACCCGACCAUCGUCCCCGCCACCACCGACGCGACAGGCCAGCAACCCUCUAGCUCGAAGGUCGUCGACGAGGAAUUCCCAGACGGUUGCCCUACUGAAGGAGCUUGACGCCGCCAGGAACCGCAAUGCAUGGUAUGCCUCGGAGUUGGAGUUGGCGCGCAAGGCUGGUUACGUUCCCAGUGCUUCCCUGAGCCCCGUGCUCGACAGCCGGAGCAUGGAUACUUUCGACGACGAGGACAAGCCGCUCAUCGAAGCGCUACUGGCCAUGCGGACCGAGCUGGCGAACGUGCAGGCAUCCGUCGACAAGCAGGCGGUUCUGGCGGCCAAGCAGAUCGCCGAAGCCGAGAAGCAACGAGAUGCCGCCAUCCAGGAGGCAGUUUACGCCAAGGCCAAGUUGGCGGCCAGAGUAGGAGGGAGCGCGAGCAGCACCCCGCAGCUCGGCAGUGAAAAAGACGUGGGUGAUCGGGUGGAUGAAGCAAGCAGGAAGCUUGCUUAUGCGCUCAACGCCCAAAAGGAACUUCAAGACCAGUUGGACCGACUGAGCGUCGAGUACGAGGCCGAAAGGAAGGCGCGGAAGCUCGCGGAGGAGACCGCCAACGCGACGCAGAGAAGGAUGGCGGACCUUGAAAAUUACAAGCAGCAGAAUGCUUCUGAACUCGAGCGGCUAAAAUCCGAGCUGCAUCUGGCGCAGCGGGAGGCUCGGGAGCAGUCGGUUGCCGCUGCGGAAGCUGCCGCCACAGCGCAGAUGUUGCGCCUUGAGAAAGCUGAGUUCGAGCAGAAGUACACCGAGGCGGCCGGCAGCUCCAAGGAACAUGCUGAGACUUUUGAGACUUUGCGUGGCGCGGUGGCGGCUUCCGCGGAGACCAAAGCCCUGCUGGAGCGGAAGCUCGACGAGGAGCGCGCGCUCAGGGAGGCGGUCGAGUCCAAGCUUACCAAGCUCAAGGGCGAGCACGAAGCGCGGACGGCGGAGCUAGUCGCCGCUACUCAACGCCUGCGGGAUGCGGAGGAGCUGGCGGAGCAGUACGCCAACGAGGCGCGGCUGCACCGCGAGGCGGUGAUGGCUGGCCUCGAGAAGAUCUCGGUCAAGGAUGCAACCAAGUCGUCGGAAAGGGGCGACGGCGAACGGGUCCUCGCUCUCCAGGGGCAGGUGAACGCGGCCAACGCCCUGGUCAAGAAAUACCAGCAGGAGGCGGACAGCGCGGCGGACAGGUUACGGGGUGCCGAGGAGCGGAUCGCCGGGCUGGAGGCGUACCAAGAACAAGCCAGCCGCGAGGGCGUGUCGAUCCGUCGGCAGCUGCAGAACGCUCUCAGGGAAACGCAGUCUCUGCAGGCCGCCAACUCGGAGCUCAAGCAGCAGCUGGCCAAGCAACAACUCGAGACCAACGCCAUGCUCGUCCAGUACAACGCUCUGAAGGACAUCCUCGGCGAGCGCGGCAUUUCACCCACGGCGGCAAUGCGGUCGCGCGGCAGCCCCCGGGGUGGCUCGCCGGAGCAAAUGCGUCUCCGCGAGCUCGAGCAGCAGCUCGCUGCCGCGGAGGCUGCGCUCGAGGAGACCAGGGCGCAGGCCGCGGUACAGGCGCAGGAGACCGAGUCGACGUACCGCGACAAGCUCGCCCAGCUCGAUAACGAUUAUCAGUCGACCGUGCACUAUGUCAAGGGCCUCGAGAAGAUGCUCAAGCAGCUCAACGAGCAGCUCUCGCGCUACAAGACCGAGAACGGUCGGUUGAAGGAACGGGUGGUGGAACUCGAGGAAAAGCUCGAAACCCAAGACCCUGCGGCCAAGAGCGGGCAGGCACCGGAGGGCUGGGAGACGCAGCAGAAGACGUUGCAAACCGAGAUUAGCCGGCUCCAGGCCGAGCUCAAGCAAACGGCCUCCAGACUGGAGCAGCAAGUCCAGUCCAUCCGCCAGGAGCUUGCCGACACCCAGCGGGAGCGCGAUGCGGCCGUCGAGAACGCCGAGGACGCCCAACGCCGCCUGGAGUCGUCCAAGCGGGACCUCGACCAACUCCAGCAGGAAAACGCGCUGCUGGAGCGCCGCGCCCAGGACGCCGAGCACAAGGUCAGCACGCUACUUGACCAGGUUGAGCUCUCGGUGGAUAACUACCGCCGCCGCAGCCGGCAGGCGCCGAGUCUGAACUCGGAGUCCGCCGGCUUCGGCGUCUCCGCUUCGCACCCGUCCACCGGCACCGGGGCAAACGUCAACGGUGGGGGCAACCAGCUCCACCCGAAUAACAGCAACAAUCAACACUACACCGUCCCGGGCCACAUGCGCCAAGACUCCGCCGCCAGCGAGGCCGAGAGCCUGUACGGCGCCCUCUCCGGCGCGGGCGGCGGCGCGCGCAACAGCGCCGCGCUCGACAGCCUCGCCAACGAGCUCGAGACGCUGCGCAGCCACUGGGAGGCGACCAACAAGAACUACCGGCUGAGCAACGCGUUCGACUUCGAGGCGGCCACCAGCACGACACCGGCGGCGGCGAGGAACGAGGAGCGUGCCGGCGGCGGUGGUAGUGGGCGGGGGCUGAGUGAAAGCUUGGCGGAUUGGCGGAAGAGGUUGGAUGAGAGCCAUCCGGAAUAGGCCCCGUGGAGGUCUCUGGGGGAGGAGCGGGGAGGAAGAAGAAGAUAAUGGCUGGGAUGUGGGAGGGGAAUUCUGUUCUGUUUUUUUGGAUAUGUGGAUGUCUGUUCCUCUGGGAAGGUGAAUGGGGGGUGUACUCUUAUUAUUCUGCUUUGUUUCCUGCGGGAACGUUUUUUUAUCUCUUUUCCUUCUCUUGUCGUUUGAUACGAUAUUUACCCAAG
Messenger RNA from Thermothielavioides terrestris NRRL 8126, 3745 nucleotides. RefSeq lists its product as uncharacterized. NCBI's taxonomy places the organism in Eukaryota, Fungi, Ascomycota, Sordariomycetes, Sordariales, Chaetomiaceae. The transcript has a single exon. Gene Ontology annotation, molecular function: protein binding. Bases 72 to 3527 code for a protein of 1151 amino acids. The record is from RefSeq and is a predicted model, not a curated record.